Molecule: messenger RNA, 597 nt
Organism: Symbiodinium natans
Lineage: Eukaryota; Dinophyceae; Suessiales; Symbiodiniaceae
Source: the annotation of a GenBank genome assembly
AUGGAGGGCCGCACGCUCGCUGCAUUCCGGCCGGAAGGCUCCAAGGCCGUGGUGACUUUUGACCGUGUGAAGGCAUUCUACAUCCUGGGUUUGGUUGGCUUCCACCAGCAGCUGCUGAAUGCCCCGAACCAUCGCGUGCAGUUGUCCCACUACGUGCCGUACCAGACUGUGGACCAUGGUGUGGAACUGAUGAUGGGAAUGAUGCUCAUCUCUGGCUGGCUGUCCUCAGCCACGUGGAAGGAUGCCAGCUGGGGGGACCACAUGCGCAAGAAGGUGGCGCGCCUCAUCCCGCCGUACAUUGUGGCAGUCUUCUUCACAGCCCUGCCAUUGGCCUUGCAGUGCACGAGCUGGCGGUGCGUGGUGCAGUAUGGCCUCGAGAUUCUGACCAUCGGCGGCUGGAACCCGCUGCUCUCGUGGUGGACCAUGAACCGCCCACUCUGGUUCCUGUCGACGCUGUUGACGUACCACUAUGUGUCCCCGUUUUUUUUGAGAUGGAUGCGGAGGAGGAGUGUUGGACAGCUUCUUGUGACUUGGAUUAGAAGCAUACAGUCCCUAAACUCUGUACGGCGAAUCGGAUGGAUAAGCAAUGCUCUCUAG